Molecule: messenger RNA, 1582 nt
Organism: Musa acuminata subsp. malaccensis (wild Malaysian banana)
Lineage: Eukaryota; Viridiplantae; Streptophyta; Magnoliopsida; Zingiberales; Musaceae
Product: UDP-D-apiose/UDP-D-xylose synthase 2
Molecular function (GO): carboxy-lyase activity
Source: RefSeq, a predicted model, not a curated record
CCCACGCUCGCAUCCCCCCUCGCCUCACCAAUACAUCCGCCUCUCCGCGCUGAUCGCUCGAGAUCCGUCGCUCCUCCGCUCUUUCUCCAUUCCGAUCCGCGUUUCUCGCUCGGAGAGUUUGUGAGGGUUUGUUGAGGGGAUUCGGAGAUGGCAGCGGCUGGGCGGUUGGAUCUUGACGGGAACCCGAUUAGGCCGAUGACGAUCUGCAUGAUCGGGGCCGGGGGUUUCAUUGGAUCGCACCUCUGCGAGAAGCUGAUGGCGGAGACGCCGCACACUGUGCUGGCCGUCGACGUCUACAGCGACAAGAUCAAGCACCUCCUCGAUCCACCGACGGCCGCAGAGGGACAGCAGGCCCGCCACUCCUGGGAUGGCCGGAUCCAGUUCCACCGCCUUAACAUCAAGCACGACUCCAGGCUCGAGGGCCUCAUCAAGAUGUCCGAUCUGACGAUCAACCUGGCAGCAAUAUGUACACCAGCGGAUUAUAACACCCGUCCACUAGACACCAUCUACAGUAAUUUCAUCGAUGCUCUCCCAGUUGUUAGAUACUGCUCAGAAAACAACAAGCGCCUGAUUCACUUCUCCACUUGUGAAGUGUAUGGGAAAACAAUUGGCAGCUUCCUUCCCAAGGAUCACCCUCUAAGAAAGGAACCCGACUUCUAUGUACUUAAGGAAGAUGCCUCCCCAUGCAUUUUUGGUUCUAUCGAGAAGCAGAGAUGGUCUUAUGCAUGUGCAAAGCAACUUAUUGAGAGGCUGAUUUAUGCUGAGGGUGCGGAGAAUGGUCUUGAAUUCACCAUUGUGAGACCUUUUAAUUGGAUUGGACCAAGGAUGGACUUUAUCCCUGGAAUCGAUGGUCCUAGCGAGGGUGUUCCCAGGGUUUUGGCAUGCUUCAGUAAUAAUCUCCUGCGACGUGAGCCUCUGAAACUUGUUGAUGGUGGUCAGUCCCAAAGAACUUUUGUCUACAUCAAGGAUGCAAUAGAAGCUGUUCUCCUCAUGAUUGAAAAUCCUGAGCGAGCUAAUGGCCACAUCUUUAAUGUGGGAAAUCCCAACAAUGAAGUCACUGUAAAGCAACUUGCUGAAAUUAUGACACAGGUAUAUUCAAAGGUAUCAGGGGAGCCUCCUCUGGAGGUGGCCACUAUCGAUGUGAGUUCCAAGGAGUUCUAUGGUGAGGGAUACGAUGACAGUGAUAAGCGGAUUCCUGACAUGACCAUAAUCAAUAAGCAACUUGGUUGGAAUCCGAAGACAUCCCUGUGGGACUUGCUGGACUCAACACUGACCUAUCAGCAUAGGACCUACGCAGAGGCCAUCAAGAGGGCAAUGGCUAAACCUGUUGCAUCAUCCAGCUAGAUGCUUGAAUUAGAUUCUUGAAUUGGUUCUCUCCGACAAGGCAUAGCUGAAGCAUAUUUUUUGCUUUAAUCCAUUUUGAAGGCCAUACAUUUUAUCAGCCAGUUGCAUUUUAUUCAUUCUCUUAGUAGUUAAUGUGGAGUUUGUGACUGAUAAAUUUUUUUUUUCUUUUACCUAUUUUUGAAGAAAUUAUUGACUGUAGGAUAGCGACUGUUUGUAUAUGCCAUGACAAAGGUGUGAU